This is a messenger RNA of Eleginops maclovinus (Patagonian blennie), 1476 nucleotides long. Its product is annotated as vesicle-associated membrane protein 2-like. The record is from RefSeq and is a predicted model, not a curated record. Gene Ontology annotation, molecular function: SNAP receptor activity; syntaxin binding. The coding region runs from base 135 to 473 and encodes 112 amino acids. Gene Ontology annotation, biological process: vesicle fusion; SNARE complex assembly; vesicle-mediated transport. Gene Ontology annotation, cellular component: plasma membrane; SNARE complex. Lineage: Eukaryota; Metazoa; Chordata; Actinopteri; Perciformes; Eleginopidae. The transcript has 5 exons.
UCUCUCUCUCUCUCUCUCUCUCUUCAUCUCCUUCGCCGUCACUCUCUCGCUCUGUUUCUCUGUCUCUUUAUCUCCCUCCCCCUCCUCACCCCUCUCUCUCGGACUCAGAUUAUCUCCAUCAUCCUGCCGCUAAAAUGACGACUCCAGAAGGUACUGGCGCAGAAGGUGAGGGGGGCCCUGCGGCUCCGGCCCCAAACCUCACCAGCAACAGACGACUGCAGCAGACACAAGCACAAGUAGACGAGGUGGUGGACAUCAUGCGUGUGAAUGUGGACAAAGUAUUGGAGAGGGACCAGAAGCUGUCGGAGCUGGACGAUCGGGCCGAUGCCCUGCAGGCCGGAGCCUCGCAGUUCGAGAGCAGCGCCGCCAAACUCAAGAACAAGUACUGGUGGAAAAACUGCAAGAUGAUGAUCAUCAUGGCGAUCAUAGGUGUAAUAUGUUUUGGAGUCAUCUUCUUGUAUUUCUUCUACUGAGCAGCUCUUCAGGGAUGGACGCACGAGUUGCAGGAUGAGUCUGCACCAACAACACCAAGCCAAAACCCAGCCUGUCCUCAGCUUCCCUCCUGCUCUUCAUCCUCCUCUUUAUCAGAAAAGCUCCAUUCUAGGUCUGUAAUGUGCUCCAGUCCAGUGCCUCCUUCUCUUCUUUUUUCUUUUCUUCAUAAAUGUCUCCGGAGUGAAUGUAAUAUUCUUGUUUCAGGACAGUAAAUGAGUACAUUUAAAACAAUGUUCUUUUUCCUGGUUCUUGUAUUUAAAAGGAAGUAAAAAUAAUAAAUACAAUAAUAAAUAAAUAAAAGGAAGUCAUAUUUCUUGUAGCCAAGGGAUAUAAAACAAACAACUGCAAUUUUCCUGCAUGUCUAAAAUUGAAUUGAACCAGGUUUUUUCCUCCGGUAUACUACACCAUAUUCGGCUGAAGCUCUCUGGAUUAUACAGUAUUCUAUUUUUAUUUUAUUUAUGGGCAAGAUUUCCCCCCUCAUAAAGGGAUUCAUAAAAAUGGUCUAAGGGACAGGAAGUGUUACGUGACUUUUUUUUUUUAUUGGGUCCAUUGCUUUGUUUUACAUCUGUAAUACAGUAUUGUUCAGGAAAGCUGCCCCCUUGCUGGCAGUAUGGGUACUGCUACUGAUGUAUUUCGAUUUUAAAUCCGACAGGAACAAUUUUGAUUUAUUUUCCUCCUGUGUGUCCACCCAGCCUCAGUUUGAGUUAUUGUAACAGUUGUGAUGCAGCACUUCCUGUUUUUAUUUCAGCUGUGGUUCGAAUGCUAUGCUUGAAUGUGACUCCUCUGUGGCUUUUUCUGAAAGAAAAUGGUGAGACUGUAGACAUCAUUGGUGGAUUAUUUAAAAUGUAAAGAGAAAUAUAGAUUAGAACUGAGAGUGCUUGAGCUUUCCCACUGUUAGCUGAGGACUUUACAUUUGACCUUUAAAAAGCAGUUAUGUUGAUGGACGGGGGUCUCAAAUAAAUUCAUAUUUCCAAAAGAAAUGCU